UCACUGAAGAUCUUGUGAGAAGACGUGCAGAACAUAACAACUGUGAAAUUUUUUCACUGGAAGAAAUUUUUUUGGAAAUAGAAAAACUAGAGUAUCUUGACAAAUGGUGUCGAGAUUUAAAAAUUCUCUAUCUUCAGAAUAAUCUAAUUCCAAAAAUUGAAAAUGUGGGCAAACUAAAGAAGCUCGAAUAUUUGAAUCUAGCUUUGAACAACAUUGAAAGAAUUGAAAAUCUGGAAGGCUGUGAAGAACUGAAGAAACUUGACCUGACAGCAAAUUUCAUUGGUGAACUCUCCAGUACUGAAUCCCUAAAAUAUAAUAUACAUCUGAAAGAACUGUUUUUAGUGGGUAACCCAUGCACUGAAUUUGAAGGUUAUAGACAAUUUGUGGUAGCAACUCUUCAUCAACUAAAAUAUUUGGAUAGUAUAGAAAUAAAACAUUCAGAGAGGAUUCAAGCACAUCAAAACUAUUCAGAAGUGAAACAGAAAAUCAGAGAACAGGAACAAGCUUACUUUCUCAGAAGGGCCAGAGAAAAAGAAGAGGCUCAAAGAAGGAUGCAAGAAAGAAAAGACAAGAAACAAAAACAAAUGGAAUCUAAGCUUGGAUUUGACAGCCCAGACUCCCUACAGAAGAAAGAAAACCAUCAGUCAGAAGGAGAGAGAGGACAAGAAACACAGAGAACAGAUGAAGAUGAUGAAGAAGACAGAAGAUUUUGGGAGGAGCCUACACCAUAUACCCCAGAAUCUAGAUUAGAAACUCACAGAUAUAUUGAAGAAAAACGGAGAGCUAAAGACAAUAUAAGGGAAACAAAAAAGAGAGAGAAGCCUCUUCAGACAUUGGUCACUGCAGAAGGAAGAGUCCUGAAUGUGAAUGCACCUAAGCUUCAUUUCUCUUUGAAAGAUGAUGAAGAAAACAACCAGAUCAUCUUGGAUCUUGCUGUUUACAGACAUUUGGACACUUCUCUGCUUGAUGUUGAUAUCCAGCCAACUUACAUACGAGUACUGGUGAAGGGGAAGCCAUUUCAGCUUGUGCUCCCUGAGGAAGUGAAGCCAGACAGCAGCUCUGCUAAAAGAUCACAAACAACUGGUCAUUUGGUUGUCAGCAUGCCAAAGGCUAAAGAAAUAAUCCUGGCUAAGCAAAAAGUAUCAGCUUCAAUUAAACAUUCUGACUGCAAUGCACUGCAAAAAAAUGCAAGA
Molecule: messenger RNA, 1193 nt
Organism: Pterocles gutturalis (yellow-throated sandgrouse)
Lineage: Eukaryota; Metazoa; Chordata; Aves; Pterocliformes; Pteroclidae
Product: protein tilB homolog
Biological process (GO): outer dynein arm assembly
Cellular component (GO): cytoplasm
Molecular function (GO): protein binding
Source: RefSeq, a predicted model, not a curated record